AUGCUGACAGAGAUAUACGAGUGGGUCUUCGCGAACUUCGACCGAGAAAAGCCGGUCCACAAGAUCGCCUUGCUCGCAGGGAUCUAUUUCAGUCAUGUGCUUCCCGAUAUGUUCUGGGACGUCAAAGACAGGCCCUCCAACGACAAGAUGCAGGGGGAACGGUCUGCCACAAAUGCCAUCAGAAGCAUUCCUUGGAAGGCCAACAAAGGGACGCGAAAGGGAAGCACAUGGAGGCCCCAGUUCAUCGCGAUGGUGCCAGCAUAUAUCAUCUCGGUAUAUGAGAGAGAGAGCCCAUUGCGAGACUACUUUGCGAGGAAGAAAGCAUUCCCCAAUCAAUGGAACGCUAAGAACAGCGCCAAAGGCAUCGGGUCCUUCAAUUUAGUUCGGAUGGGCCUCGCAAAGGCACGCUCCACUCGCAUCUUCAAAGGUGGCGUCCCAUUGACGGAUUGGAUCUUGCUCACACAUGAGGAGUUGGCUGCAAAGCACAGGGAGCUGAUGGGUUUGCUGCAAGAUCGUCAGUAUGGGCCUUUCAAGAUCGCAGUCUCCUUCUUUGGGCUAGACAAAGCAGUGGAAAUUGGAGCCACGACCGGCACAUACACCAAUCAUCCAGCCAUGUCUUCAAUUGCCAUCAAGAAGCGUCCUGCGCCUGCGCCUGACUCUGACUCUGAAGUCGAGAUCAUAGAACAUGAACAGCACAAACGACAGCGUAACUCAACGACUUAG
Suillus fuscotomentosus is the source of this 723-nucleotide messenger RNA. RefSeq lists its product as uncharacterized. The record is from RefSeq and is a predicted model, not a curated record. The transcript has a single exon. The coding region runs from base 1 to 723 and encodes 240 amino acids. Lineage: Eukaryota; Fungi; Basidiomycota; Agaricomycetes; Boletales; Suillaceae.